GAGAGACACACACAGAGAGAGAGACAGAGAGGGAGUGAGAGUACGAGUGAGAGAGAGAGAGAGAGAGAAAGAGAGAGAGAGGAGGCUGACAAAUGGACUCUUUGCAAACACAACACUGCCUAAGAAAAUGACCAAGACUAUAUGAAACGAAGUGGCUGAAGCACGUUUAACCGAUGCGCGUGCCCAUACGAGCACCAGCGGCAAAGGGCACGCAGAUCCAGCGGCGCUUCCAAGCAUUUGUGGUACAAUUAUUGUUAUAAUGCUUGUUGAAAUGCAGAUUCGCGCAGGGAUCGAAAAAGAGAAAGCGAGAAUGUGGGGCGAGGAAGCCGCGCCGUAGUAAUAGUAGCACUGGAUGUGUCCCACCAGCAAAGCAACUUUCUGUCUAAACGCAAGUGUGGGUGCAAGAGGGGGUGGAAUGUGUGCAGCAGACAGAGGUCAACGACCAAAUGCGUUCCACAUGAAAUUAAUGAAGAAGUGUGCGACGUUGGUAUGGAAAUGACACGUGUGGAAUUUAAUCUCUCAUAGCUUGUUAUACUUUAAGAUUGUAAAAAUUAAGCAGUUCCCCUACAUUUUGUCAUUUAGAGAACAAGAGCCCAGUGUAGCGUUUGAAAGUCUUUAAUCUUCAAGACUGGAGGCAAAAGAAGAACACCUCCUAAAUUUGGAGAAAAUGGGCCACACAUUUUGCGGAUCAUGAAAACGCGGAACAAUAAAGGAUCGAUGUCAGUGCGCAGCAGUCGAAAGAAGGAAGUCUCCUCUUUAUCAGAAGAAUUGAAAGGCACGCGAAAUCAUACUUCAUCCGCAGGGGGCAGUACUGGCAGUGGAAACAGAAAUGUAGGCUGUGAAACUAAACAUGAAGUUAUCACGAAGGAGACAAGUGAAGGGGUGGGGAGGGACCGUGCCAGUGGACGUUCACGAGCACGAGACUCCUCAGAAAGUGAUGGAGAUGGUGCAGGGAGACAUGCUAAAAAGCAGAGGCUGCAGGACAGCACUUCCACUCCUGCUGCAUCAAGCUCCGUCCCAACAUUGGAAGUGAGUCUAGUCAAAGAAAAUGCUAGCCGAAGUCAUGCAAGAAGGGGUAACAUCUUGAAUCAGAGGAGGAUAGGAGAUGACAGUGAUAAUGAAGACAACCAGUCAAAUGCAAGCGUCAGCAGUGUGGAAAGUAGUAGAAGCAGUAGCAGUGGCCGUGAUAUUGAUCAGGACAAUCUCAGUUCUUCUCCCAGUCUUUCAGCCUCCCCCAUGGGUAGCCUUGAUUCUGAUUCUGAUUCAAACUCUAUUGCUGCUGAGAAAACAGUUUGCUCUACAAGCAAGACUGAGGCUGCAGACACAAGCAGAAGCUACUUGCUUCCAUCCACAACCCUAGCUACCACCAUGAGUAUGCCCCAGCCAUGUCUAUCUACUCAGCUGACAAAAAGCCAGCCAUCUUCUGCCAAAAAUGAUACUCAUAACUUUUCAUCUUCUACAGUGUUUCUUCAGUCUGCCUCAAUGGCAUCACAAACUAAUUUACCCCCACCACCAGCACUUAAACCUCUUUCUGUUGGCUCUACUCAGGCUGUUCACCAGCCAGGUUUGGAAAAAACGGACAAAUCAAGUCCACCAAAUGUUCCAAUUAGUAGAGCUGAUCCACAACAGCAACAGUGUGCUGUUGCUGCUCCUCCUCCACCUCCUUCUCAUCCACCACCACCACCACCACCAUCACAACCACCUCAUGGAACAAAUUCAUCUGUUAUGGUAACCCAUGGUAAAUAUUCCUUGCCUAAUCCUGGUGUUUGGGGAGCAUCUCCAAAUCUGAGUUUACCAAGCUCAGGAGCUACCCAGCAGUCUUGGGGAUCACAGCCAAUUUCCACAACUUCCAGUUCCAGCUACACCAGAUAUGGACAGCACCUUCAGUAUCAGAAGCAAGGAGCACACACAACAUAUGGUCAACAACAUUCCCAUCAUCUUCCACUUGGUAGUCCCCAGCAGAACCGUGACUAUUCUCAGUCUCACGUGGGACAAGGUACAGCCAGAGAUUUUUUGAAUAUAAACUCUCAGAAUCGAGAUUCUUAUAAUUCUGGUGUACCAUUUCAGAGUUUUCCAUCAUCUGGACAAAAUAAUCCACCAUCGACUCAUGGUAGCAGAGAGUUUACAAACUCCUCUUCUCAGAGCAGGGAGUUUACGUUGGGAACUGCCCAGAUCCCGAACAGGACAUGUUCAGAAACAAAAAUUGGGCAGUCUCAGGACAGAGAUUUCUCCAAUAUUCAGCCAAAACAGCCACGAGACUAUCCCUCUACAAAUAGCCAGGUACAAAAUUAUACAAGUUUACCUUCUCAAGGUAGAGAAUUUUCAAACUCUACUCCUCAGUUGCAAUCCAGGGAUAUUUCUAACCCUAAUUUGCAAGCUCAGCAGUCAAGAGAAGCAAGUAAUAGCAAUCAACAAUCCAGGGACUAUGUUGGUCUUUCUCAAGCAAGUAGAGACUUUGUGAAUUCAGCACCCCAGAAUAGAGAAUAUUCAAACUCUAAAUGUCCGCCACAUCCUCGGGAGUUCACAAGCCUUAAUGUUUCAAGUCAGUCAUCCAGAGAAUUCAACAAUUCCAAUCCACAGCCUCAGAGCAGAGACUUCUCUAAUUUGGGCUUUCACCAACCGGCAGCUAAUGACUAUACUACCCUAAAUCCACCAGGAAGAGAGUUUCAGAAUUCCAGUACUCAAAUCCAAAACAGGGAUUUAUAUAAUACCAGUACACCAGUUAGGGAUUAUUCCAGUUCUAACUCUCAAACACAUCCUUCAGCCUCCCAGGGAUCUCAGACUAGCCAAAGCCCUUUAUCUAGCAAUUUUUCAAGCUCUCUGUCAGGCUCAUCCAUAUCUCCUUCUAUCCACCCUAAUUCCUCUGCUUCUCUUACUCCCAUUGGUCAGUACCGUCCAAGUUCUGCCCAAAACCCAAGUUCCCAGCAAAUACCUUCUAGUCAAGGAGCUACAGAUAGAGAGCUAUAUGGAGGGGGAAAUUACCAGGGAUUGAGCCAAAUACAAACGUCUCCCCCACCCAGUUCUUGUACAUCACUUAUCAAUAAUCAAAAUCCCAAUACUUCUAUCUCAUCUACUCCCCAGACACCUUACCCCUACCAUUACCAAUCAAAUUCCACUUCUCCUAUUUCUGCAGCAUCUACUUCACACAACCCCUUACCUGCUCCCACUGGCUGUCCACCAUCUGCUACCAACAUUUCUAAUAAUUCUCCUAAUGCAACCAGUAACAACAGCACCUCACAAACCACUAUUACUCCCACUCCAGUAUCAGCACUAGGUUUUAGAUCACCUUCAUUCACAGCUAACACAACACCCACUGUUUUGCAUUCACCGUCCCUAAACAAUUCUUCUUAUUCUGCCAGCAUGAAUAGCAGUUCUGUGUGCAGCAGUAUUAGCAACACUACUUGUCCUGCUUCUUCCUCAACUCAAAUUCCUUCUGUUUUAAACACUAGUCUAAAUUCAUCUCCCAGCAAUAUUUCUGGCAAGCCACCACCUUCUUUGAGCAGUACUACUAAUUCUGUCUUGAACACUGUCCACCGGCCAUCAAGCCCUGCUUCCCCAGGCACAAGUCCCGCUCAGUCCUAUAAAACAUCUAGCCCAAUCCAUCCACCUGUUUCUGGACCUACACCUCAGUCAGCGGAUUCAUCUUCAAUCCUUCAGGCUCCAACACUUAUCAAGGAAGAGCCAAAUGAAGAAGAAGUAGAAAGUCCACCGCCUAUUCCAAGAAGUCCAUCUCCAGAUCCUAAGGUGGUAGAUAUUCCAGUUCAUGCCAGUCAGUCAGCAAGAUUUCACAAGGCCCUUGAUCGUGGCUACAACUCCUGCUCACGUUGUGAUCUCUACUUUGUGCCUCUUGAUGGUUCUAAGCUGUGGAAAAAGCGUAGCGAAUUAGCUGAAAAGGCAAGACGAGAAACAGAGCAGAGAGCACGUGAUGAGAGGGAGAGAGAACGUGAGAGAGAGCGGGAAAGGGAGAGAGAGCGUGAGAGAGAAGCUGACAGAGUGAUGCAGAAGGAGAAUCGUCCAUCUUCUAGACUAUUGCCAUUCUCUGGUUCCUUGCCUCAAGCCCUUCCCCCUGGACAGCAAGCUUCUGGCUUAAGUGCGACAUCCCUGAAUAUGUUAGUUGAGCAUCCUACCAACUCAAAUUCAGCUAUGAUUGCUAAUCCAGCCUCUUCACUAACACAGACUUUACUUUUGGGGCCUCCUCAUCACCACCCCUCUAUACAUCGACCACCUCAGAUUGAGCAAAUUCUACCAACAUCUCAAGGCUCUGUAGCCACAGUUCCACCAUAUCUUGGACCUGACACGCCAGCCCUGCGUACUCUGAGUGAAUAUGCCCGUCCUCAUGUGAUGUCACCUCACAAUCGUACUCAUCCAUUCUUUGUUCCACAGUUCCCUAAUACGAGUCUUGGGCCUCAUCCAGAUGCUACUGCAGCUGCUAUUCUUGGCUUCAUUUAUGGAGGCUUAGAAGGUGGGCUACCUCCAGCUCACCCCUCUGCACGGGAGAGAAUGAAACCUGGUUUUGAGUUCAAGACUGAAAAUUUUGCUGCUGAUCUUGCCCACUUGGGUCCUAAUCCACAUUCAGCACUCCUGUUGGCAAGCGACCCAUUGUUUAACCCAAGGAAUUUGGCACAUCACCCCCAUGCCCAUCCUGCCUUUGUACACCCUUUUCCACAUCCUCAGCUUCAAGCACAGAUGCAUGUGCAUCCCAGCUCCAGCACUGCUGCUGCACUCCAUCAUGGAACUCCAGCCACUCCUCAGCCACCAGUAGGAGCACGGAUUUCUGCAGAUCCAGAGAGAAUUCCUCCAGGUGCAGCACCAGGAAGUGGUUCAGGACCUGCUAUUGGAUCAGGGAGUGCACCUGGGAAUCCCAGCACAGGAGCAGCUUCCAGCUCCACUGGGGAACCCCUGGGAAGACUGCAAAUGGUGAAUGUUACUCCCCAUCAUCACCAACACUCCCAUAUUCACUCACAUCUGCAUCUGCAUCAGCAAGAUACUGCUCUACAUGCAGCCUCAGCAGGAGUUCAUCCCCUGAUAGACCCCAUCACAUCAGGUUCACAUUUGGCUCGGCUGCCCUACCCAGCAGGAGGAAUAGCAAACCCUUUGACUUCUCAUCCUCUUCAUGAGAGUGAGGUGCUGAGACACCAGUUGUUUGGUGCAACGUUUCGAGAUCUUCCGCCACCUUCCCUGCCUCCCCAGAUGUCUGCAGCUCAUCAGUUACAGGCCAUGCAGGCUCAGUCUGCUGAACUGCAAAGACUAGCACUUGAACAGCAGUGGCUCCACCACCACCACGCUCUUCCAUCUGCACAGGAGGACUAUUACAGCCAUUUAAAGAAAGAAAAUGAUAAAGCCCUAUAAAAUUGAAAAAAAAACCAUCCAAAAAAUAAUGCAAACAAGGAACUUAAAAGUAGGAAGAACAUGCCACACAUUGAAGGGUGGAAGCAAACACAGCGUGUAAAUGAAGCAGUGGGAAGGUAUUCUGCCAGAGUGAGAAAACAGCUGUUUUGAGCUCUUUAAAUUAACUUUAUAUAAAGCAGCUGGUUUAAAGGUCUAGCCUGCACUGUUAGGAAACAGUCUUUUUGUUUUAUUUAUGUAUUGUAUUUAUUAUUUUUAUUUUUAUUAAGCACUUAGUCGACUCUGAAGUACCCAUCUCAUGUGGAAAUCUUGCAUUGCUAAACCUGUGGACAGAAAGACGGGAAUGAUAAACACAACUACAAGUAUACAUUUCAAGUCCACCUGGCCGGGGCACAAAUAACUGUAACAGCUAUGCAGAAGUGUUUGUUGUUUAAAGUCAGGUGGAUACAAGAUAAGAGACAUAAGGAGAACAACCAAGUACAUGGUUUUGGGUAUUUCUGAGUUAAUCCUUUCACCUUGCAGUUAUCCUUUAAAGAAAAAUCCACCAAAAAAAAAUCAGUGGGAUGAUUUUUUAAGUUACUGAUCAGGUAUUUAAAUAACAGUAAUUAAGGGAUUUUUUCUUCACAGUUGGUAACACACUCAAGACACAUAUGGCUCUGUACAGUUCUGGUAAAACCAAAUAUAAACAUUAUUUUUACUUUGCAUUUAGCUGUUUGAUAUAAAAGUGUCUUUGCAUAAAAUCUGUACUGCUUUUGGAAAAAAAAAUUCUGGUAUCUUGGUAAUUCCAGAUUUCAUUUUUGCAUUUUUAUUGCUGUUAAUUUAUUUGGAUUCUAGACAAAGAGAAUAUCUUAUCUCGUCUUUGACUGGAUUUUUCUUUUGUAGUAAAACAUAAAAUUAGGUGUAAAUCGGUUUGUUUCAGUUAUAAAGUGUUGUGUUAGCAUAAAAAUGUUUCGCUUUAAUUAUACCACACAAAUAAAUGCUGUUUUUAUGGAAUUUAUAAAAAUGGA
Erpetoichthys calabaricus (reedfish) is the source of this 6353-nucleotide messenger RNA. RefSeq names its product atrophin 1 (gene atn1). The coding region runs from base 691 to 5349 and encodes 1552 amino acids. NCBI's taxonomy places the organism in Eukaryota, Metazoa, Chordata, Cladistia, Polypteriformes, Polypteridae. Gene Ontology annotation, cellular component: nucleus. Gene Ontology annotation, molecular function: transcription corepressor activity. The record is from RefSeq and is a predicted model, not a curated record. The transcript has 11 exons.